AUGUCCACCGUCGUCGUCCCAACUGGCUAUGACCAGGACAUUCAGCCCCUCAAUCCUGACCUUAUGGCCACAAACACAAUCAACCCAGAAUCUCUCCUCACACCCUACCCAGAGAUUCUCCCAUCCCAGUCCUUUCAACCGGCGCUAGACACCAACUCUUUCAUGCCAAAGCAAGACCAGUCUGGCGUAGAUAUCGCAAACGAUGUGCAACCCAUGGCAGAGGACACUCCAACUAUGUACAUGAGCAUAGCGCCGAUGCCUGUCGACACCAUCGACCCUGUCUCCGGCCUACAGUCCUUGUCGCCUCCGUAUGCUACCGAGAUUGUCCCAGAAUCCGCUUUCCCCGCCAUCCCUCCCCCCGAUACUUCUUCACUCUCUAUGGAACUCUCAGGUGUCGCCCUCUCGACACCGUCACCUCCUGCCAUGCCAAAUGGCGCGAUGUUGGGAGCCAUGCAAGCUGGGUCUCCGACCGGUUACAGUGUAGCGACAACAUCAUCCCUUGACGCCGCCCUUAUCCCUACCGUCCCUUUGACAAGUCCCACCCGAUCAAGCCAUUCUGUAUCGCCCAUAUCAGUACCAUCGCCAUUUGGCACCGCCGUCCCCCAAUCACCGUCCGCUCCCGGUGUGCGUGCAUCACCCGAAGAGGACACGGCCGCUCUGAACGAAGAGGUCCCUAUCGUGCAGCAGAAAGGCAAAGUUGUCCACAUGAUAGAAACCAUGAUGCGGGACCUUUACGCUGCAAAGGACGUUGUUCAGCGGGCUGACGUCAACGAAAACGACCUUCGCGAUCUUUUGCAGUCAAAGAUGAACCUCAUCUCUCGCAUGGCCGCUAACCUCUCUUUGGGCACAAGUCAAGAGACGACCCCACCGCCUCCAUCCCUACCCGCCUUUGUCGAGUCGCAAAUGACUGGCAUAUCAGAGCUUCCGGUGAACGGAGGGUAUUCCAAUCAUCCUCCUACUGGCUUCGACCCAACCGCUCAUGUGCUAGUUUCUGACCAGUCACGAAAACGAACGGCGUCCGAGAUGGAUGCGGACAUCGGAAUGCUCAAGCGGGAGCCCCCAGAGGAUGCACCGUUGGUGUUACCCAACUCUGUUGACCCUUUAUCACUUCCACCUGUCUUCCCUGCUACCUCUGCCAUUCCCCUUUCGUCGCAGGUAACUCAGUCAAGGCCAGGCACGCGACCACCUACUCCUCAGUCCGCAUCUUUUUCAACAUCUCAGUCCUUUGUUUCUCCGCCAAUGUCGCCUUAUACCAUGACCGGCCCAUUAGGCAAAGCCCCUGUCUCGAUAGGUCCUCACCAGGGACCUAGCAACCCUUCCUUUGCCUCUGUGCGUCCAGGUUGGCCAGAACAGACUCCCCCAGCAGCAAGUCGUCAUCAUCAUUCCCUGUCCACUGGAUCCAUUGGCAACCCAAUGCAACUCAUGCUAUCAUCAAUGCCUUCGAUACCAAUUCAUCCCGGUCUGGCGUCGGGUCCUACUACCCCCAUCACUGUCAAUCCUCCGAUGCUCAACCGCACAUCGAGGUCUGGUUCCCUCAGCAACAUGUACGAUCCUGCAUUCAACUUUUAUAACUCGGAUAUUUCAGCGGAGCCACCCUUGAAGAAAGCUGCGCUGGGGACUAGGAGUGCUCGGAACUCGAGUGUAGGGUCAAACUGGUACUUUGGGGGAGGGGAUGUGUCUUCCCCGAGCAAUACCUCGGAGGAACCCACAACGACGCGAAAUACCCCCAGUGAUGAUGACGGCGAUCGCAGUACGAGCGAGUCUGACGAGAACGAUCAAGAAUCUCCUGCCGGAAACGGUGCUCAAUCGUCGAUCUCGGAUUCCACUCCUGUUUCAUCAGCUUCGACAGCCUCCGAUAUCCCUCAAGAGUAUCGUGCCGAGGUCGAUCGCAUUUUCUUUGAGUAUCUCAAUAAGAUAUGCUCCAAUCUUGAUGCGAAGGACGGCAAGGGUGACCAUAUUCACCAGACGUUGAUGGCAAAGAAGAUGCAGCGGCUCGAUGAAUCCCCCGAUUUCAGGCCUUUCAAAUUCCGCAUUCAGGCCUUUACCUCUGCAUUUCUCGAAGAGCUCGCUCGACAAGGUUAUCCGGAGGAUAAGAUUCCCAUGAAGAAGGUCCGCAACUAUCUCUGGCAUCAGCCUCACAUUCUACGCUUCAAUGAAGAUGGGAAGAAGGCCAAGUCGAAGGGCAACCAUAUCUGGAACGUGGAGGCGCGCAAAUUGGGAGAGUCGAGAUGGGAAUUCAGGCCAUUCCAGCGCAAGCUCGCAGGCAGUCCUCCCACCAUUGCCUAUUGUGGUCUCAAAUGGACCUGGACUCCUCGUAUCUGGGACCCGCAAGCGUCAUUUACCAAUGUGCCUGUGACAUACUCCUCACCUAACCUGCCGUCAUGGCUAUCCUGGAAGGACGACGUGUUGUCGGGCAUACCCCCAGCAGAUGCCGAGUCUUGCACUAUAACCGUUAUCGCCAAGUACAUUCUGGAUGGUGUAGAAGGACAACUUACUCGGACGCUGCCGAUUACCAUUGCUCCCGUGUCGUCGGUGGAGAACAAUGCUUAUCCUCGCUCCCGCCGGCCCUCAGUCUCUGAGGCUCCACCACGCCGAAGUACAAGCGAUUCAGCACUCUUCCAGGCGCCUCAAAGAGCCGCCAAAGUUCGCGCUGCUGCCCCCUCUGUUCCCAUUCCUGUCCCUGGCGAAUCCUCUUCCAACCGCGUUAUCCGUGUCCUUCAAACGGUCGCACAGCGUGUCAACGAAGAAGCCCAUAACCAGUUCGCUUCACCGGAAAAUCCCAAGGUUGGCCAGUUGCAAGAAAUGGCCAAGUCUAAGCAGGUCCUUGAGCAGACGGUCGAGGCCAUGGACAAGGAACUAGCGGGACAAGCUCAAAUGGAAACGAAGCGACUUGCCAUCGCUGCACAACAGGUAGUCAUCCAGGCAGCCGCCAACGUGAUCGCAGACCGCAACGUCUCUAUCGGUCGCGCACCUGUUGUGCCAAACAAGAGCACCGCUGUCCAACGCGUGUCCGUCAACGAGUUGAGCGAUGCGACCCACGAUGCAAUUGUACAAGCCGUGAAAACGAAUGGACCUGCAUCAACGGAGGUGGAUAUCAUCGUUACCGCCGCCUCCAUCCUAAAAGCGCAGGCUCCCGUAGGGGAGCCUCACCCACCCUCGACUGCCAUUACGAGGCCACCAACACUCCCUACUCCUUACCUCCAUCAAAACUUGCCACCACUUCCCGAAUAUACGUGA
Coprinopsis cinerea okayama7#130 is the source of this 3237-nucleotide messenger RNA. RefSeq lists its product as hypothetical. The transcript has 8 exons. Lineage: Eukaryota; Fungi; Basidiomycota; Agaricomycetes; Agaricales; Psathyrellaceae. Bases 1 to 3237 code for a protein of 1078 amino acids. The record is from RefSeq and is a predicted model, not a curated record. Gene Ontology annotation, molecular function: calcium ion binding. Gene Ontology annotation, cellular component: membrane.